AUGAAGUUCUCUGCUACUGCACUUGUCGGCACUCUUGCAGGUCUUGCCUCGCUGUCCACGGGUGCACCCUUGGAGAAGCGCGUGUCUGGCACGCCCGGUUUCGACAUUAGCGGGUACCAGCCCAACCCGAACUACUCGUCGGCCGUUGCCAACGGCGCCAAGUUCGUCAUCAUCAAGGCUACCGAGGGCACCACGUUCAAGUCGUCCUCCUUCUCAUCCCAAUACACGGGUGCAACCAACGCUGGCUUGAUCCGUGGAGCGUACCACUUUGCCCACCCCGAUUCGUCCUCGGGCGCCACCCAGGCCAAGUUCUUCCUGGCCAAUGGAGGCGGUUGGUCUGGAGAUGGUCGCACCCUCCCAGGAAUGAUCGACCUCGAAAGCGUUAGUGGUUCCCCCACCUGCUAUGGUCUGAGUCAGAGCGCGCUGGUUAGUUGGAUCAAGGACUUUGGUAACACCUACAAGGCGUCUACGGGUCGCUAUCCCAUGAUCUACACCAGUUCCGGGUGGUGGAACCAGUGCGUGGCUUCAAGCGCCUUCGCUGCUGAUUAUCCUCUGGUGGUGGCCAACUACGGUGUGUCGAGUCCCAAGAUCCCCACGGGAUUCAGCUACUACUCCUUCUGGCAGUACGCCGAUAGCGGCACCUACCCAGGUGAUCAGGACACUUGGAACGGCGACCUUGCCAGUCUGAAGAAGUUCGCCACCGGCUAA
Molecule: messenger RNA, 708 nt
Organism: Moesziomyces antarcticus
Lineage: Eukaryota; Fungi; Basidiomycota; Ustilaginomycetes; Ustilaginales; Ustilaginaceae
Product: secreted hydrolase
Exons: 1
Coding region: 1-708 (235 amino acids)
Biological process (GO): cell wall macromolecule catabolic process; peptidoglycan catabolic process; carbohydrate catabolic process
Molecular function (GO): lysozyme activity
Source: RefSeq, a predicted model, not a curated record